Messenger RNA from Dermacentor silvarum, 2912 nucleotides. Its product is annotated as cyclin-I. The coding region runs from base 211 to 1188 and encodes 325 amino acids. Gene Ontology annotation, cellular component: cytoplasm; cyclin-dependent protein kinase holoenzyme complex; nucleus. The record is from RefSeq and is a predicted model, not a curated record. NCBI's taxonomy places the organism in Eukaryota, Metazoa, Arthropoda, Arachnida, Ixodida, Ixodidae. Gene Ontology annotation, biological process: regulation of cyclin-dependent protein serine/threonine kinase activity; mitotic cell cycle phase transition. Gene Ontology annotation, molecular function: cyclin-dependent protein serine/threonine kinase regulator activity. The transcript has 8 exons.
AGCUGUUUACCAACCGACAGUCAUCUGACGGUUUCUUGGUUGCGCUGCUGUACUAUAGUUAUGUGUCGCUUGUCUUAGCCAUUUGCAUUUUGUUUAGAAAUUUCUAGUGCUUACGCGCUUUCAUCGAACAUAUGCUGGUCGGGAAGACAAGCUUGGCUCGACAACAGUCCGAGUUUGAAGCGGGUGCAUUUUGCCGCCAGUGCAGCUGCCAUGCCUAUCCAGGCCGGGCUCACAGCCGACUCUGCCAUUGCCCUGGUGCAGCGCUAUCUGGGGAAGGAGCGGCUUCACUGGCGGCCCUGCACCUAUGCUUCACAGGGGGAAGAGAUCACUCCUGUCCAACGGAACCACACUGUGAAAUGGCUGACUGUCCUCAACCGGUACCUGAAGUUCAAUCCUGAGACUCUCUUCCUCUCGGUCACACUCAUGGACGAGUUCCUUCGCUUGGUUAGGGCACAACCCAAGUACCUGAAAUGUAUUGCUAUUUCGUGCUUCUACUUAGCGUCCAAGAUAAUCGAGGAAGAUGAGGUGGUUCCACAUAUCAAGGAUCUGAUCAAGAACUGUGAUUGCAUCUUCAGUGUGUCCGAGAUUACCCGCAUGGAGGCAUUGAUUCUCAAGAAACUCAGAUGGGACCUCUGUCGAGCCACAUCGCUUGACUUCCUGCACGGGUUUUACGCCCUGCUGGUGUUGAACCGGAGCCUGCUCCUGCCAGACCAGUCUGAGCAGCAGUUGGCAGCUUUGGGUCCUCUGCUGGAAACCAAGCUGCAGAUCUGCUUGGAUCAGGCGUCUCUGGUGGGGACCCGGCCCUCCACCUUGGCCCUGGCCCUGGUCAGCCUCGAGCUGGAGACGUGGACCCCGAACUGGUUCGUCAUCACUAUCGCCCUGCAGCGGCUGGCUAAGGUUGAGAACAGCGACGUCAUUCGGUGCCGAGAAGAGCUGGCCUGCAUCUUUGCCAAAGCGCGCACGGCCGUUUCGCGAAAGCACCGACACUCCGACUCCCAAAAUGCCCACAAGCCAUCAAAGAGAAGGAUGGAGACGACUGACAUUGAAGACAUUUAUGACAGCAUCAAAAGGUUGUACGGAGAGGAAACCACAUCGACGACAUCGCCAACCCCGGCCAGCAUCUCCUGUGGCAUGCACCAGGGCCAAGGUGGCAUCAGUGUGCCCGGCUUUCCUGUCCGCGCCAUGUAAAGAAACUGCCCCAGUUGAUGUGGGGAAGCCACACGGAAGGAUCCUUGCUAGAUGCCAAGGGAAGGAAGCCAGGCCUGGUGCCAGCCCAAGACAGUUUCCCGCCCACAUCACCUAGUCCAUUAUUUUAUCAUUUGCUUUUAUUUUUAUUAGGCCAGGGCCGGUUUAAUCGCAACGAAAAGCACCGCUAGUGUUUUUGUGCAGUACUUUUAGCAGGAUUAAGGUCUAGUCGCAUGCCACAAAACUGUUAUUCAUAGCUUACAUUUUUUUUUAUUUGCCUUUUUUUUUCCCCCCUUUUUUUAUUCUUGCGACUAUGGCCAUUGUUGACAUGUCGCAGGUGCAACCACAACCUUGGAACACAUUUUGCAAGACUGCAUAGGCUGUUGCUGCUUCCCUGGUUUUGCUAGAGUACUUUUUUUUUUGUUGGACAUUUAUAUUUUGUUAUACAUAUAUUAUAUACACAUACACACAAUUGGUUGCCACCACAGUGUUUUAUUUCGAGCACUGUCACUGUUGUGCACAUUGUGCGUACACCACCUGCUUGGUUGACACUGCAUCGGGCAGUGACCUAGAGGAUGCUGGUUUUUAGAAGGGGUGCUAGAUUAUUUUUAAGGUUACGAAAAACAAGUGUACUUUUACGCGGAACAAAUGUGUGUUCUUGUCCACGUUGCUUUUGUGUACUCUGUGAAUGUUUGCCGAGACAUUUUUAAAAGCCGUUUUACACAGGGGCCACAUGAGGCCUUAAUCCUUCUCUCCCCUGCCUGUACGUUGGGCCGGUAAUGCUUAGAGGAAGGUCACCAAAAUGUUGCAUUUGAAAUGAUUACGGAAGUUGCCGAGUAAUUGUUUGCAUCAAGUCGCACAUCACAGUCCCACAAUACUGUAUAAGAUACAUAUCACACUUAAAGGGAAGAUCUCGUUAGUAUGGUAGCACUCAACUCGGAUCAGAUAUAAAGGCCUGCAGACUAUACUUUUAAGACUUCGGCCUGGCACGUUGCGAGAAAGCACUUGGAAAACGUUUAGAGAAUUUUCUCCUCUAAUUCAUGAUGAGAUGUUCCCUGAAGUGCGACAUGUACUUUUGCAGAUCUCCCACGUCCAAGAAACUGCAGCAAUAAGCGUGUCGAGCAACACCUUGCUUUGCUGUGUUGUAUGUGUUCACCGAGUGCUUGUUAAUGUUCUUGGUUAUUUAUUGUACAGCACUCUUCCGGUCUGCCUGGACUAGUUUUGCUUACAGUUUAUUAUCCUGGUCGUAAUCCACCAAAAUCUUUCAUUCCGACAUAUGAGCUGAAAAGCAUGUUGUCGGUCGGCGAUCACUUUUCUACGAGCCUGCUGUAAGCACCAACUCUAGCCCACGAGCGUUGUGGACUGGUUGGGGAGAGCCCAUGUCUUGGAAGCGUCCAGUGUUUGUCUUACGUUCGUGUCUUUCUGUCCUUUUGUUUAGAUUGUUGAUUUUAUGUUCUACAAGAGAGUACAUUGUACAAAAAAAAAAUGUAUAAUAUGUAAAAAAUGUAAAAAAAACUCAUAAUCCUAAAAAACCAAAAAAACAUUGUAAAUGAACCUCAUUUCAUCACCCAUUUUAUCAUUUUUUAAAAGAGUGCAUGGCACGUAGUUUUAUGUUUCUUUUAAUGCUCCAGAUGUCCCUGCGUUUUUUCCUGUGAGAAAGGAAUACUGUCCAGUGUUCUGGCAACCCAUUUCUUUGGAGGCAUUAAAACAAGUAUUUAUGAAAUGCA